Molecule: messenger RNA, 1263 nt
Organism: Adineta steineri
Lineage: Eukaryota; Metazoa; Rotifera; Eurotatoria; Adinetida; Adinetidae
Source: the annotation of a GenBank genome assembly
AUGAAUACGACACCAAGUCCUGGCUCUUUGAGUAAAGAUAAAGUAGCCAGUACGUUUGGUAUACAAUUGAAAAGUAAAAACACAAAUAAACAACAAUCUGAACAAUUAUCAACUUCAUCGACUGCGAUAUCAACAACAACAACAACAACACCAACUAAUAUUGGAACAUCAACCGUAACAAAAAAUAAAACUGUGAGUGAUUUUCGUUUACAAAAUGAAUUAAAUGGUAUACAAUUAAAUACAAAUACGAAUCAACAUUCGACUUCAUCAAGAACAUCAAUAUCAAUAGGAAAUUCUCUAGAAAAUUCAACAAAAAGUAAGUCAAGUAUUGGACUUGCAUCGAUAACAACUCUUGAAGAACGACGUAAUUCAUUAACUACGAAUGAUAAUCAUUCCACAUUAUUAAAACCUGUGAAAUUAACUCCAUCAAAUGAAUCACUUUCGAAAUCUUCAUCAUCAUCAAAUAUUUUCUUACUAUCAAAAUCGCCUGAUAGAAUUGAUAGAUCCAGUUUAUCACCUGCUUCGAAUAGUCGACGAUCAAGUAUAUCCUCUGUAACACAUCGAAGUAUUUCACCAGAACCAUCGUCACUUAACCUAUCCAGUAUAAUAAAAACAUUUGAACAAUCAAUGUCUCCAGAACCAUCUUCAAUUAAACGAACAAGUAUUACAAAAACAACGGAUCAACCAGUAUCACCAGAACCAUCUUCGAUGAAACGAUUAAGUAUAACAAAAGCAACUGAACGAUCAGUAUCACCAGAAUCAUCUUCACUUAAACGAACAAGUAUUGUGAAAACAAUUGCUCAACCAUUAUCACCCGAACCAUCCUCAAUGAAACGAUUAAGUAUAACACAAACAUCUGAACGAUCAGUGUCACCAGAACCAUCUUCAAUUAAAAGAGCAAGUAUAGCAAAAAUAUUUGAACAACCAAUGUCAUCCGAACCAUCUUCAGUUAAACGAACAAGUAUAACAACAAAAACAUCUGAACUACCAGUUUCAUUAGAACCAUCAUCAUCAUCAUCAGUUAAACGAACAAGUAUAACAAAACCAAUGGAACGACCAAUUUCACCAACAGCAUCCACUAAACUACAAAGUAUUCCAAUAACUACAUCUCCUAAAACUGAAGCAGAAAUUGAACAUCAAAAAGAUCAACCAUUAUAUAAAAGACAACCAACAAAAACAUUAGAUAAUGGUGCAAUAAUAAUACAUAAAAAUAAACAUCAACAUGAACCUGUCACAACAUCAACUAUAUUAUUAACACGGUAG